CAGCAUUCUGUUAUUGAUGGUUUUCUUGUGGCUUGUAGGAUGACGCUGAUCUUGCAACACGUGCUAUUCCUGAACUGACGAAGCUGUUGAAUGAUGACGAUCAGGUGGUGGUUGGGCAAGCAGCAAUGAUGGUGCAUCAACUCUCCAAAAAAGAUGCCAGUCGUCACGCAAUCAUGAACUCACCGCAGAUGGUGGCAACUCUGGUCAAAGCUCUGAACAACUCAAGUGAUGCGGAAACUACUCGAUGUGCUGCUGGUACCCUGCACAACUUGUCACACCACAGGCAAGGAUUGCUAUCCAUCUUCAAAUCUGGAGGCAUUCCAGCUCUGGUUAGGCUGCUGGGGUCCCCUGUGGAGGCAGUAGUGUUCUAUGCCAUCACUACUCUUCACAAUCUGUUGCUUCACCAAGAAGGUGCCAAGAUGGCUGUCAGACUUGCAGGAGGACUUCAGAAGAUGGUGGCACUUCUGGGACGUACCAAUGUCAAGUUCUUGGCUAUUGUGACAGAUUGCCUUCAUGUGCUGGCUUACGGCAACAAAGAAAGCAAGCUGAUCAUUCUGGCAUCCGGAGGACCUGCCGAGCUGGUGCGCAUCAUGAGAAGUUAUACCUACGAGAAGCUUCUCUUCACAACCAGCCGUGUGCUCAAGGUUCUCUCUGUGGACACUGACAACAAGCAGGCUAUUGUUGAGGCUGGAGGUAUGCAGGCACUGGCCAUGCAUCUCGGACACCAGAGUAACAGGCUGGUCCAGAACUGCUUGUGGACUCUGCGUAAUCUGUCAGAUGCCGCAACCAAAGAGGAAGGUCUUGACAACUUGCUGCAGAUGUUGGUGCAGCUGCUCUCAUCCAACGACAUUCAAGUGGUGACCUGUGCCGCAGGUGUCCUGUCUAACCUGACUUGCAACAACCCCGGCAACAAGCAACUUGUUUACAGGUUUGGUGGGAUCGAGGCACUGGUUAGGACCUGCAUGCAAGCUGGAGACAGAGAAGAGAUCACUGAACCUGCGGUUUGCGCUCUACGUCAUUUGACAAGUCGCCAUGAAGAUGCAGAAAAGGCUCAAAAUGCGGUGAGGGUUCACUUUGGCUUGCCAGUCUUGGUAAAACUCCUUUACCCCCCAUCUCGCUGGCCUCUCAUAAAAGCUGUUGUUGGCCUCAUGCGUAAUCUUGCAUUGUGCCCCCUCAAUCACACUCCAAUCCGUGAGCAUGGAGGCCUGCCACAGCUUGUCCAGCUGAUGAUGCGAGCUCAUCAGGACAUGCAGAGGAGACCCGGACAGAGUGUGGUGAUUGAUGGCGUAAGAAUGGAAGACAUUGUAGAUGGAUGUGUUGGUGCACUGCAUAUCUUGGCACGCGAAGCCCACAACAGGGCUGUUAUAAGAAGUCUCCACUGUAUUCCUCUCUUUGUUCAGCUUCUCUAUUGCCCAAUUGAGAACAUCCAGCGUGUUGCCGCUGGAGUUCUUUGUGAACUGGCACAGGACAAGGAAGGUGCAGAGGCCAUUGAGGCCGAGAAUGCAACAACCCCCUUAACAGAUCUGUUGCACUCAAGAAAUGAAGGCAUUGCAGCUUAUGCUGCUGCAGUUUUGUUCCGAAUGUCUGAGGACAAGUCACAAGAUUACAAGAAGAGACUGUCAGUCGAGCUGACAAGUUCUCUGUUCCGAGACGAUGCACCUUGGCCAGAGCCAAUGGAUGGUGACUUCCCAGACCCGAACUACAGUAUGCCGCCUGGAGGAUACGGUUAUCCACACGAGGGAUUUGAUUACAAUCAGCCUAUGGAUUACUCUCACGAGGCUGCUUAUGACUUCCACCAUGGGGACCCUUCUAUGCAACCUCUCGCCCAUCCCCCUCCCCGCGGGGGCACCUGGUAUGACACUGAUUUGUGAGAAGAGACAGAAUCCUAGUCCCAGGACUUAGAAUAUCGUAAACCUUGGAAUAGGUUUUGGAACUUUUAUUUUCUGCCACCUCUAGUUAUCUUGGCUUGCCUUCAAACAACACUCUGAUACUAGCCUUUAGGGCAAGGAUUAGUUCAUGUAGGGCAAACAAAUCCUCAUAGAUCUGUCAGAAGUUGCCAAGAGGCAACCCUAAUUGUACUGCAAGUUAGGUGUCUUCCUUGUCGAUGUAAGUCCUGGCAGCUUGCCAGGUUCAGCCAUUUUAAACGGGUGUUCUACAUGUACAUGCAAGAACUGUCGCAGGACUUAAGACCAGUGAAUGAAACUUUGUAAAAAUGAGUAAGUCUUUUCCCUUGAAGUUUUCUUUUCUCAGUUUUCGUUUGAUUGUGAGAAGCUUGAGAAGUAAAAACAUUGCCACCGCCAAAGUCAAUGUUUUUCUUUGCACACGAGGUAAUUUGCGGGAUGUAUUAUUAUUUUUAAGCGCCAUGUGUAAUGUAAACCUUGUUGCCAUGUGAGUUUUUCUUAUAUCACGUAUUUUUAGACCUUGACAUUUUGAACAAAGAACAAAAAAAACUACUGAAGACAUUGUUUUACUUUAUUUACACAACUGCCCUUUUGAGUACUUGAAUUUGUCAAUUUACUGGAAAACCAUUGCAUAUUGAGUUGUGUAUCCCACAGGUUGUAUGCCUUGGUUUUACACAGCCUUGAUGUUCUACUUGUUUUAUUUAUAUGGACUUUAGGGAAGAAUCUUUCUACCUUUUUUUUCUGUUACACUGUGAAUAUCUCCUUUAGUCAGUUUGACCUCAUUUUUCCUUUGUAUAGAAGCAUUCCAUCUCUAGCUAGUACAUCAUGUAUGUUACACAAACUGUAGUUGUUUUUCCUAUCAUUACUAUCCCUGUAAAUGCCUUCUCCUUUCUGUAAAUUACUUGUUGAGAAAGUAGUUUCUUGGAUCAGCAGUAAUUCGAUUUCCUCUUUACUGAAUGUAUCAUAGUAGGGUCCUUUUUUUCUUUCGCUUUGAAUUAUUGUAUUUAUAGAUUGCCAUGUUGCUGAGAGCUUAGCAGUGAAAUAAUUUUAGGUAUUUUUAGCCAUGCUCGGUGUUGCCACUCAGCAGUGUAUUGAAAUUAUUGAUAUGCUGUGAAUUGAACUGUGAUUGAACAGCUAUGUGCUAUUAAAUUUUUUUAAUCAUGUAGAAAAA
Orbicella faveolata is the source of this 3072-nucleotide messenger RNA. Its product is annotated as catenin beta-like. Gene Ontology annotation, biological process: cell adhesion. Gene Ontology annotation, molecular function: cadherin binding. Lineage: Eukaryota; Metazoa; Cnidaria; Anthozoa; Scleractinia; Merulinidae. The record is from RefSeq and is a predicted model, not a curated record.